Molecule: messenger RNA, 1605 nt
Organism: Scomber scombrus (Atlantic mackerel)
Lineage: Eukaryota; Metazoa; Chordata; Actinopteri; Scombriformes; Scombridae
Product: ketosamine-3-kinase-like
Exons: 6
Coding region: 44-973 (309 amino acids)
Source: RefSeq, a predicted model, not a curated record
CAAUAUAACGUUAUUUCUACUCUAAUUUGUUUUUGGGAGAGCCAUGGAAGCAAAGUUAAAGAGAGAGCUGGGGACAGUCAUGCUGAAGCCAACUGGUCACACAGGAGGUGGCUGUAUCAGCGAGGGUCAGAGUUAUGAUAUUGAUACAGGAAGAGUUUUUGUGAAGAUAAACCGCCAGGGCGAGGCCAGAUUGAUGUUUAAUGGGGAAAUGGCCAGUUUAGAAGCCAUUUUGAAGACAGACACUGUUAAAGUCCCCAAGCCUGUGAAGGUGAUUGACCUUGACACAGGAGGAGCUGUAUUUGUGAUGGAACAUCUGGACAUGCGAGGUCUUACCAAGUACUCAAAGCAACUUGGGGAGCAGUUGGCAGAUCUCCAUCUUCACAACAAGAGACAGUUGGAAAAAUUAAAUAAAGAGCAGCAGACAGUGGGAAAAGGAGCCGGGCAGUCGGAAGUGGCCGUUGUUGAAAAAUUUGGGUUCAAUGUAGCUACAUGCUGUGGAUAUUUAGCACAGGAAAAUGAAUGGCAGAAUGACUGGGUGACAUUUUACUCCCAGCAAAGGCUGCAGCAUCACCUUAACAUUGUGGAAAGAUCUUAUGGAGACAGGGAGGCCAGAGAAUUAUGGGCAAAGCUACAGCUGAAGAUCCCUGAGUUUUUCACAGAUGUGGAGAUUGUCCCUGCUCUCCUUCAUGGAGACUUAUGGGGAGGCAAUGUGGCAGAAUGCACAGAAGGCCCAGUCAUCUUUGACCCUGCUUCCUUCUAUGGCCAUUCAGAGUAUGAGCUGGGAAUUGCAGGGAUGUUUGGUGGCUUCAACAGUUCUUUUUACUCUGCUUACCAUGACAAAAUCCCUAAAGCACCAGGCUUUGCAAAGAGAAACCAGCUUUACCAACUUUUCCACUAUCUGAAUCACUGGAACCACUUUGGUGGUGGUUACAGAAGCUCUUCAAUAAGUAUUAUGAAGAACCUACUGAAAUAACUGCACUGACAGCCAGCUGUAGAAAGCCACACAGAGGUUCUUGGGUGAGACAGUCAUCCACACAGCACAUGACAUCUUGAAUAAAUGCUUAGUAUUAACCUUAAGCCAAGUGCUAAAUGUAUAUAUUGACAUUGAUUUGAUCAAUUAUAGUUUUGCUAAUUUUUAAAGAAAUUAAACAUUACAUUCUGAACAUUGUAAUUUCUGUUAUUGUGUAGAAAUGACAGAUUCAACAAGACCAUGUACCCUCCCUGGCCCAUCUACACUACACCAACCAAAAUGCGAAAACCAGAUUCCAAAUCACUUUAUGUUAUUGAAUUUUAAUUUAUUUUUUUUAGAAUUACUUGUGUAUAUAACCAUGAAUCCCAAAAUGCAAAACUAACAUUUUAUUCAAGUGGAAAUGUGAGCAGUGUAUUAGAGGUAGACUUGAUCAGAUUGGGAGAACAAAUGUAUGUGCGGCAAGACAUUUCUUAAUUUUUGAUUCUUUUGCAUUGCCGGUGUUUGCACUAAGGACCUCUGAUUUUCUCUGUGAAUGCAAUACUGUACACAUAAUAGCUUGACUGUUGAUGUUACUGUUUAGCAAUGAAUUCUUGCAGUAUUUGCUAUCCACUAAUCAGCAAUAAAUCUUCGGUUGA